Gaeumannomyces tritici R3-111a-1 is the source of this 2737-nucleotide messenger RNA. RefSeq lists its product as hypothetical. Gene Ontology annotation, molecular function: protein binding. The record is from RefSeq and is a predicted model, not a curated record. The transcript is spliced from 5 exons. Lineage: Eukaryota; Fungi; Ascomycota; Sordariomycetes; Magnaporthales; Magnaporthaceae. The coding region runs from base 89 to 2563 and encodes 824 amino acids.
GCUAUCCCAAAAUUCCCACCACCAAGCUCUUCGCCGAGUCCACGACAAACCCCUGAAUCCACGAACCACCACUAACAAGUCCAACACAAUGGACGCCGGCGCAUCGAUCCUCGCAUUCCUCACGGCCGGGCUGCAGUCCGCCAAGCUCGCCUACGACCUCGUCUCGGCAAUCAAGGACGGCCCGCAAAGGAUCCGCGACCUAAAAUCCGCACUUGGCCAUCUCGUCACCCAGUUGGGCUACCUAGAGGCCGACCCUUCCCUGGUACCGCAGAAAGACGCUGCCAUCAUCCAAAAGUGCCGCGACAACCUCAAGCAGAUCAAGAUCGAGGUUGAGAAGCUGUGCAUCUCAGAUGAGGAUGGGAUGCUGAGGCGCAUGUGGAAAAAGAUGAAGCCUGCGCUCAGGGAGAAAGAUAUUGCGCAGAUUCUGGCCAAGGUGACUGCUCAGACAGCUACCAUCGGAGUUUACGCUAUCGUGGCGCAGUCCAUUGCAGUCAAUGAGAUCCACACCCAUCAGUCCGAGUUCCACAAGGAGAACAGGGCCGCUCUUGGCAAGCAGUCAACAGAUAUUAUCGGCAUUGCCUCACACCAAGUCACGAUACACGACACAGUGAUGGGGAACAAAAGAGUCCUCGCAGAUAUCGUCGCGUGCCAGACAACCACUCAAGCAACCCUGCAUCAACAACAAGCGUCACUUGGCGAGUCUGCAUCACGCCAAGGGAGAUUCGAGAGCACAAUUUUACGAGACCUCGAGGUGCUUCUGUCCAACACGGCUGAAUCUAGGGCGAUACUGGACAAGCUGUCUGCCUUGGCAUCGAAGACGUCCACUUCCAGUAGCUAUGAAGACGCCAAAGCUCAAGCUGAGCUCCAGGCCUCCAUCGCCACGUUGAAAAGGCUUGUUGACAAGAAGAGCCAGGUCGUCUCAGGCGAGAAAAGUAACUCAAUCAGGCAGGCCAUAACCAGCAUUCUUCAAUUUUUAAUCAGAGAGGCGAAAGCGGAAUCAUAUGAUCCCGGCGCGUCUUAUCAAACUCGCGCGGAAGACGCCACGCAAAUCUUGGAGCAGAUAAAAUUCCACUUCGAGAAGCAGCCGCAGGGCCACCUUGCGCUGGAUACGCUGACAAGACUCAACCCUGCAUCCAUGCGAGCGCCUUCACUCAUCGGAGAAAAUCGAAUUUGCGAGGGCAGUACGUCCAUGGAAUUCAACACGCAACAUGCCGAUCUUUAUAUCAAAAGAAGUCGGUUCACGUCCACAUCCAACAAGAUACACGAUGAGCAAGACCAGCAACGAGAGCGUCAAGUGGGCCAUCGCCAUACCGAGGUGCGAUCGGAAAUUGCCAUCCGGAGUCGUUACAACGAGUCAACCGGCGGUUUUAUUCUGAAAGCGUCCGUUGUGGAAGCCCUGAACUACUAUAGUGGGGCCCGAGUCGUGUUGGCGCCGAUAGUAGCAGUUCACCGCGUCGUUCCGAGCUAUUCCGACGUCUUCCAGUCGAUCAGGGAUGGGCGGCUGGACAAACUCAUCAGUCUCAUCAGCGACGGAAAGGCAUCUCUCAAGGAUAGAGAUGAAUUUGGGGCCUCUCUCCUUCACUACGCAUGCGAAGUGGAUUCUGCAGAUAUCUGCAAAUUCCUUCUCGAGCACGGAGCAGACCCUAAUGACGAGACAAGUAUUGCCAGAAAUCCUUGGCUGUGUAUAAUUAGGGGGAUUUCUACAACGGGUCACACUCCGCUUGAUCUCCUCGGGUCACAUAACUUAUUCAGUGCCACGAGCCAUGACAAUGCCGCAUUGUGUGUCAAAUAUUUAGUUGGGCAUGGGGCAGUAGUUGAAAGCGAUGCCCUCCUGCUCGACGCUUUUAGGCUCCCAUAUGACCAGAAUCACCUCCAAGCCGUCCUGUGCGCCGCAUCCUCAACCAUUGACAUCAGUCGGCACCGUAUUCUAGGACGAAGCUUGUUCUCGAUUGCUUCUGAGGGUUACCACCCCAGCCCUUCAACAUUCCGGGUUUUAGUGGAAGCGGGAGCCAGCGUCAAUGGUUUAUUCAGCGAUGAGCCACCGCCUUUGGUUGUCACUAUCGAGAACAUGAUUCGGGGCCGCCAGAAGUGCCGUCGAUAUCUUUCCCACCAAGACGCUGUGCAAACGAUGAAGUACCUGAUGGCACAGGGAGCCGAUGUUCACGCGACGUGGCAGGGGCGAAGCUGCACAGCGAUUGCAUACGGGGAAGAUGACGAUACCUCGAGUUACAUUGGGGACGUCUGGGACGCAGCACUAGCGUCGACAGGCCACGAUGUUGAGCAAUUCAGGAGACAGGAGCAGCAGCCGCAUUCUCCGCGUUUCUGGGCCAGCCUACACCCAGCAUGGCGCCGCCAGUCGUCGUACAGGCUGGCAGACUUCAGGGACAUUUGGGAGGGGGUGGAGCAUCUAUGUCCCUACUACGAUCAGGUCAUGUCGGCUGGAGAGGGUAAAAUCACUGUGGUCGGGGAGGAUUGCGGUCAAUAUUGGUGUCCCGGCCACAGAGCUGAGGUGGAAGAGCUAGAAGACUCGAGCUCGGAAUGGGAGACAGAAUCAGAGGCAUGAUCUACGUAGCCUAGGCUGCCUAUGACCUAACCGAUGGGGAGAACAGCCACGUCGAGCAAAGACGCUGGUAGGCCAUGGGCUGUGCUGUGCUCCCAUGUGGUUACAAAGGGAUGCGACGUACCAUUACUACGCUACAAGCUAAAAUAUAACAUUCAAUGCAAAAACCGUUAUGAG